Molecule: messenger RNA, 591 nt
Organism: Protopolystoma xenopodis
Lineage: Eukaryota; Metazoa; Platyhelminthes; Monogenea; Polystomatidea; Polystomatidae
Source: the annotation of a GenBank genome assembly
AUGCCUGUCUCUUUUUCAUUUAUUUUUAGCUGCAAAUUGGAUAUUCGUACUCGGGGGUUGACUGUCUUCUUUGAAAUAAUUAAAACCUAUGGUGGCCAAUUCAAGAUCCACUGGUGGCAGGAGACUUUCAGCAUUAUCUUUCGUGCUUUCCACCAUAUACGCGCAUCGGAGCCUAAGUGGCGACGCCUCUCAACGGUGAACAAGUCCGCUUCGUCACCAUCCGAGGCUGAUAUCGUCACUCUUUCUUCCCCUAAUGCUCCUCAGUCCAAUUCCCAAUCUCACUCUCAAUCGAAUGAGGCAUCGCAGGGUAAUGAAUACGAACAGGACACGGAUCCUAAUUUCAUUCCUGAUAGUGCCUCUUCCAGCGGAUUUUCACCCAUUCAUUCGGCACCCUCCGAGUCUACUCCUCAUGCAAAGGAAACAGUCACUUCCUCUGGAUCAAUGGAUACAGGACCAGCCGCUUUGUUGGCAGGGAUGUCAACUUAUGAAAGAAGUGAAUGGAUGAAUACUACCUGCAAUCAUACUCUCUACUCUAUCGUCGACGUCUAUUCUCAGUACUACGAAAUCCUCAAUGACGUUCUCAGAGGUUAG